AUGAAGGCACCAAACAUGGAGACGAUAACGAAAUCUCUGGAGAAAUCGAUGGAGAAUUUCUCUCUGAGUGAUCGGAGAAGAAAAGUGAGAGAUGGGUUUGAGAGAUCGUCGUCGACGAUGGAAGAGAGCAACGAGCAUAUUCCUCCGAUCUCAGACAGAACAUUGGAGCUCAAUUCUCACUUAUCUCUUCCUUGUCACUGGGAACAGUGUCUUGAUCUCAAGACAGGAGAGAUUUAUUACAUAAACUGGAAAAACGGAAUGAAAGUGAAAGAGGAUCCAAGGAAGGUGAUGAUAAAUGCAGAUAACGACAGUGGAGAAUCUUAUGGAACUGUGUGCUCAGAAGAAGAUAGCUCGUAUUACGACAGCGAAGAGUCUUCAUCAGGAUCAUCUCCAUCAUCAAGAGAGAAUCAGAAAGAGGAAGAUGAUGAUGAAGAAGAAGAAGAUGUGCUUGUGGUUGGUGGAUGCAAAGCUUGUUUCAUGUACUUCAUGGUCCCCAAGCUCGUUGAGGACUGUCCCAAAUGUGCUGCACAGCUUCUCCACUUUGAUCGACCUCAUUCUGCUUCUCCUUGA
Messenger RNA from Microthlaspi erraticum, 570 nucleotides. Lineage: Eukaryota; Viridiplantae; Streptophyta; Magnoliopsida; Brassicales; Brassicaceae. The record is from the annotation of a GenBank genome assembly.